This is a messenger RNA of Rotaria socialis, 2496 nucleotides long. NCBI's taxonomy places the organism in Eukaryota, Metazoa, Rotifera, Eurotatoria, Philodinida, Philodinidae. The record is from the annotation of a GenBank genome assembly.
AUGACAACAGUCAAUGAACAUCUUACGAUCGGCCUCCAACAUGCACGUAGUUAUAACUAUGGUAAGGCUGAAAAUGAAUUUGAUUUAUUACUCUCAUCCGAUCGAACCCAUACAUGUGGUCUUUAUUAUCGUGGCUGUACAAGAAUUUAUCUCAAUAAAUUUGAACUAGCCGUUGAAGAUUUUAAUUUAGCUAUUUCCUCAUUAAAUCUAUCGCUUGAAUGUGAACUUCUAGCACUGUACAAACGUGGUUUUGCUUAUCAAAAACUAUAUAAAUUCGAUUUUGCUUUGGAUAAUUACAGAAAAUUUUUAAAUCAAGCGAAAGAAAACAAUAAAGAUGAGUUUAUUCACAAAGCAUAUUUUUCAAUCGGUACUAUUCAUGCUGUAUUGAAUCGACAUGAAGAAGCUGUACGUUAUUUUGAUGAUGCGAUUCGAACGAGUGGUAACAGCAGGGAAGGUAAAGAAAAACUUUAUUAUUUACAUCGAGGACGUGCUCGUGCAUUUUGUGCCAAUUUUAACGAAGCUGGAGAUGAUUUUCAUAUAGUUAUUCUACAAAGUAAGAAUCCUCUUCUUCAAGGCUGCGCAUAUAAUGAAUUAGGUCAGCAUGAGAAAGCUCUUCAAGAAUAUAAUCAUUGGUACGAAAGUCCAUCAAGAAAUGAUAAUAAAUUAUCACCAUUAUUACUCGAAAUACUUGAUGAUCAUGUUCAAUUGCGACGUGGUUUAACUUAUGCCAGUCUUAAUCGCCAUGAUAAUGCAAUAGCAGAUUAUCAAUAUAUAUUUAAUAAAUCAAAUCGAUUGACUGCAUCAGCAAUAGCUGAUCGAAUAUUUUUUCGUAAAGGUAUGUCAAGUAUGGCUCUCAAUGAUGUACAUGUGGCAUUAAUCAGUUUUAAUAAAUCAAUAUUAUUAAAUAGUUCUCAAUCAGAUGUAUUUUAUGCGCGUGGAAUGCUGCAUUUUACGUUAGGACGACACGAUGCUGCUGUUUAUGAUCAUCGACAAGCAUUAGAAUUGGGUGAAUCAAAUUCCAUAAUAUCAUCAAUCUAUCAAACAUUUUAUCAUACACAUAAUUAUAAUCCAAACAACGUUGAUCCUCGUAUAUUUCAUCAAAAACAAGUACGUGAAGCUGAAGCAGCACUAAAGCGUCGUAAAGAAGAAGGAUUACCUCCAGAAGAACAACAUCGACGAAUAGCCGAAUAUCAGCAACAACUUGCCCCCUAUAUGCCUAAUCCUGAAGAGACUCAUCGUCAAGCUGAAAAACAUAUUCAGCAAGCCCUGCAAUCUGCGGCAGCUAGACAAAUGUAUGAUAAGAUUACAUUGGCUAUUAAUCAUCUUCGUACAUCUCAGAUGUUGUCCAAUAAAUAUCCCGCCGGAAUCGCAUCUGAACGUAUCGUAAAGGAAUUUAUUAAGUCAUCAAUGGACAGUAUUGUAGAAAUGUCUGAAAUAUUGGGAAAAUGUGCAUUAGAAAACAAUUGGAAUGAUCUAUUUGAUAUAUUUUAUGAAUUAAAAGAAAUUUCACCUACAAAAACCAAUAAUCCUUUCUUUAUAUUUCGUUCCGAAUACAUUCAAAUUGAGUUCAAGAAAGCUGAAUUGAUAAAGAAAACAAGCGAAAAAUUCAAAGAUUCUCCUCAACAACAUGAAUUUUAUACAUUGUUGGUACUUCGUUUAUGUAACUUGUUUGAUGCUACACGUAUAGCUACGACAGGUAUCUUUCAGCAUACACUUACAGGCACUUUCACGAAAAUAUCUUACAUUCCCCAGCUUCUUGGAUAUCUAGGUCAUUUUAUACCAGUUUUUGGUGGUACUAUUAAAGCUGGCUUAGGUAUAUGUGGAGGCUGUUUGAAAAAACUUGAUCAAAGUCGUAUUCAAGAAGCAUUAACGCAUGUAGGAUGUCUUGAUCAACAAGAAAAAUUAUAUGAAGCAGCGAAUACAAUAUCUGAAAAGCUAACCAUGAUGUAUGAAUCACAACUUGAACGAUUUCCAGCUUUGAAAGAUGACGAUGGCAUCAUGGAAAACAGCGUAAAGAAAGCAUCUUGUUGUCAUACUUGCUGUCAAUCCUGUUGUAAUUGUUGCAAAAAAUCUAAAGCUUGGAUUCCUAAUGAACGUGAAAAUUCCAAUAUGCAAAGUAUUGUUGAAUAUGCAUUUGACCUUCUAGUUAAUAGUCUUACAGAUCUCGAAGUUUCGAAAGUGAACGCUGUUGCUGAUUUGAAUGACUUUUUCAUCAAUUCGAUAUGUCAUUUAUCUUAUCGACCGAAGAUCUACUGUCAUAUUACUACGACAAAAAUUCAACCAAAAGAUACUACGAAUGAAGAAGCUCAUUGGAGUACAUAUGAUUUCUUUCGAGGACCUGGCAUUCGAUUUAAAGCUGAUGAUAUUAGAGUUGAUAAGCAUAUGGACGUAACAAAAUUUGGAUUCCGUGAACCUUCAUGGGAAGAAAUUCGUUGGUACAAAAAUAAUCCAAAUAAGCUAAAUGACUUAGGCCUCAACAAAUAUAAUAAAAACUAA